AUGGGAUUUCUUGGUGUUUACACAACGGUCUACGAUUAUGAGCCACGUGCCGAGGGCGAGUUAGCCAUCACAGAAGGCGAUGUGCUCUAUGUCUUGGAGAAGGGUGAAGAUGACGGAUGGUGGAAAGCCAAGAAAAAGGCGAGCGCGGAGGAUGAGGAUGAGCCAGUUGGGUUAGUACCGAAAAAUUACGUUGAGGAGGCUCCGGUCGUUAGCCAUGCUCGCGCCAUUUACGAGUACACCCGCCAGACAGAUGAAGAACUAUCAUUCCCUGAAGAAGCCGUACUGCAAGUGUACGACACGUCCGACCAUGACUGGAUACUUGUUGGUCUCGACGGCGAGUAUGGGUUCGUUCCAUCAAAUUAUAUUGAAAUGCGAGAAGAAGGCACAAUCCUAGACGCUCCGAGCUUAUCUGCGCCGCCCGCAUUGCCAGUCAGACCACGCUCGGUUGCCGCGCCAAAAGAAUCACCGCCCAACAUAACCUCAUCCUCUUCCACAUCGGCGGCUGCAUUAGCAAGUGUCAUCCAAGGAAAGGCCAGGACGUCAACUCAAGUCCCACCUUCGCCGUCUUUCAAACAGCCGACAGGAUACCAGACACAACAUGAUGAUUCUCAUCCAUCAGAGGAUCGUGAAGAGAGCCCCGAAUCACGCUCUCCAGCGUUGCCGUCCCGUCCCCGACCGGAAAACACAAUUGAUCACGCCCCUAAUCGUGUAUCUUCUAGACCCGAGGCACGCGAGGCUCAGCUGACAGAGGAACCAUAUCGAACACUUGGAGGAUUCCACAUGUACAAUAUCAAUGAAAUGGUGUCUGUGAUGGGCAAACGGAAGAAAAUGCCCACAACCUUGGGCAUUAAUUUGGGCACAGGUACCAUUCUCAUUGCCCCUGAACGUGGUGAUGACGACCCUCCACAAGAAUGGUCUGCAGAUAAGAUGACCCAUUAUUCCAGAGAGGGCAAGCAUGUCUUCAUGGAACUCGUCCGUCCGAGCAGGAGUAUUGACUUUCAUGCCGGCGCCAAGGAUACAGCAGAAGAAAUUGUGGCAGCUCUAGGAGAACUCUCAGGCGCUGUGCGUGCUGAAGGAUUACGGGAGGUUAUGAUGGCUAGCUCGCAACGCAAACAGCGCAAAGGUCAUAUUCUAUACGACUUCAUGGCACAAGGGGAUGAUGAAGUCACUGUUGCGGCCGAAGAUGAUGUUGUAAUCAUUGAUGAUUCCAAGAGCGAAGAUUGGUGGCAGGUUCGACGAGUGAAAAACGGCAAAGAGGGUGUCGUACCCAGAAGCUAUAUUGAAAUAUCCGGAACGAUAAAUCCGCCGCCUUCGAGCAGUUCUGGAAUCGACUCUGCCAGGGCAACUGUCGAACAAAAUCGACUGGAGGAGAUCAGGUUAACCAAAGAGGCGAUAAGAGCAAGCAAGGUGCCUCAGCAGGUAGGACUUGGGACACUUCUCCCCGCGAGGGGCAGCAGCCUCAUAGCCGGAGAAAAUGGUAAUAAUUCGAGGCAACAGCGAAGCCGGCGCGAAAACGGACGCAACGAAACCGGCAACCAUCACAAAUUAAAGUCAAAGCCCGACUCUUCCAAGCUAAGGACGUGGACCGAUAGAUCAGGUUCCUUCAGUGUUGAGGCACAGUUCCUCGGGCUCAAAGACGGGAAGAUUCACUUGCAUAAAAUGAACGGCGUCAAAAUUGCGGUUCCGAUUGCCAAGAUGUCUCGUGAAGACUUGGAAUACGUUGAAAACGUAACUGGAAUUUCUUUAGAUGAUGACAAACCGUUGGCGGAUGUGAAAAGAGCAAAAUCUUUGGACAGGCAGCCUGUCGAGGUCGGCGCAUCAGUCAGCAGGAAUCCCAAACCUGAAUAUGACUGGUUCCAAUUUUUUCUUUCGUGCGACGUUCCAGUUGGAUUAUGCGAACGAUACGCUCAAGCCUUUACAAAAGACUCCAUGGAUGAGAGUGUUCUUCCUGAUGUCAACGCAACGAUUCUCCGAACACUUGGUCUGAGGGAAGGGGACAUAAUCAAAGUUAUGCGCACAUUAGACACAAAGUUUGGCCGCGAGCGCAACAAUCAAGAUUCCGAAGGCAAUGUGGGAGGACUCUUCUCUGGCCCGGGGGGAGCUCUUCGAAACAAUACGAGAAAAGGACGGCCUGCUCCGGCAAUCCAAACAAGUGACGUGGUAGAUGCAGCUGCUUUCUCCAAAGACGACGUGGGAACGUCUGGUCCGAGUUCUAAGGAAGCUACAUCUCCAUCCGAGGCUACCGCCAACAAAAGCGGCUUUGAUGAUGAUGCAUGGGAUGUGAAACCUCACAGUAUUUCAGCAAGCGCCACGGAAAAAUCAGCAAAGCCUAUUCCAGCAGCAGCACCUGGAGCACAGCUAACAACAGCCCCAAACUCGGGCGCUGCGCUCACUGGCUCAAUGAAGGAGUUGUCUCUAUUGACAGAGCCCCUUCAGCCAAGCAAGGUGGAAGCGAUAUCUGCCACAGAGCCACGCCAACUAGCAGAGCAACAGGAGCAACCACCAGUCCAGAAUCUUUCUGGCGCCAGUCCAGCAUUCUUCUCCGUCAUGCCCAACUCUGACAGAACGGGCCCCAUCUCCUCGCAAGUUAUUGCUGGGACCUCCCCAAAGCCUGUUGCGAGACAGCGACCUGCACCACCUUCGAUAUCACAAAGCCAGAACUCUCUGGUGUCGCCGCCACCCCAAAGGCCGUUAUCAGCACCUCAUUCGGCCCAGCCAACGAUUUUCUCGCCUCCAGCCCUAGCACCUCAAAUGACUGGCUCUGUUCAAGGCCAAGUUGCACCUCCCGGCCAAAGCCUCGGGGAUAUCGCCCAAGCCAGAUUGCAACAACAGUAUACUUCCCAAUUUCAACCGUUGCAGCCUGCCUUGAGUGGUCAUGUCAGCGUCCAGCCGCCGGGUGUGACAUCUUUCCCCGGUGGCAUUCCAGGGCAGCAACAAUUUAUCCGUCCUGUGAUGACGGGCUUCUCUGGGAAUAGCGCUUUCACUGACCUCAGUAGGCAAGCUCAAUUUGCGCCAAUUCGAACUCAACCAACAGGUUAUCAAGCAUCGUUCCCCCCGUCUACGGUUUCAGGAUUUCCUCAAGGGAUGACGAUGACUGGCAACAUUAACAAUUUCUUACCCCAAGCAUUGGAGCCACAACGUCCAGGUGUUCAAGACAUGCAGCCUCCGCAAGUUGGUAUCGUCGGUGACAGUAGCUUUGCACAACCAUUACAGCCUCAAAAAACAGGGCCUCCACCUCCAGUUCGUUUCGGGAUUUCUUCAGACCCGAAAAAGCUCACUUCGCAACAACCUGUGCGCCAUCUAAUUCUCUAA
Messenger RNA from Metarhizium album ARSEF 1941, 3312 nucleotides. RefSeq names its product Actin cytoskeleton-regulatory complex protein sla1. Lineage: Eukaryota; Fungi; Ascomycota; Sordariomycetes; Hypocreales; Clavicipitaceae. The record is from RefSeq and is a predicted model, not a curated record. Gene Ontology annotation, cellular component: nucleus. Gene Ontology annotation, molecular function: identical protein binding; protein-macromolecule adaptor activity; ubiquitin binding. The transcript has 4 exons. Gene Ontology annotation, biological process: actin cortical patch assembly; regulation of actin filament polymerization. Bases 1 to 3312 code for a protein of 1103 amino acids.